Molecule: messenger RNA, 264 nt
Organism: Kwoniella mangroviensis CBS 8507
Lineage: Eukaryota; Fungi; Basidiomycota; Tremellomycetes; Tremellales; Cryptococcaceae
Exons: 1
Coding region: 1-264 (87 amino acids)
Source: RefSeq, a predicted model, not a curated record
AUGAGCGACAAAAACACUACUGCCGAUAACGCCUCUACUUUUAGUGGCGACACGGCAUACACUUCCCAAGAGGCGCCAUCUUACACCCAAGGUGGCACUACUGGUGAUGGUGCAGCCGGUACCGAUAACACUUCGCAAGGCGAUAGCAGCAGCUGCUGGGAUGACUGUUCUUGUGAGGCCAAAUGGAAGGUCGCUGGCUGUUUGGUCAUCGGAGGUGCUGCUGCCGGUGUGACCGGAUGUGUCUUUGGAGGGGUCUGUGAUUAG